CCAAUGAGAAGUUAGUUUUAGGGUGAAGGGACUACAAAUAAGAUUAGAAACAAAAGUUGAUAAUUUUGAAAUUUAUUACCUCCGUCUUUGGUGGGGCUCAUAGAGAAUCAUGUGGGCAUCGGCUUGGUUGCUCGGGACCAUGAUGGAUGCUUCGUUGCAGCAAAAAGUAUCAAGUAUAGAGGAAGUUGUGGUCCUCGGGAAGCAGAGGCCAUCACAUAGAAGGAGGCUCGCAGAUGGAUUAAAGCUAAAGAGUUUAUACAUAGAUUGCGAGGAGGAAGAAGAUGAAUAUGGAUGUUACUUAUCCGAUGAGAAUGGUGAAAAGCAGAGUAAAAUGCAGCCCAAUUCAACUAGCAAUGCAUGGCCUCAAACUUACAGGGAAUCUAUUGAUGUGUACAGUAGUCUACACUCUCCAAGUGUAGACUUUGUUGAGAAACCAAGUUUGGGCAGCUUCUUGCCACCACAAGAUGAUGAGGAGAAACAGAUCUUGCCCACACUGCAUAAACCACUCUUGCCACCACAAGAAGAUGAGGAGAAACAAAGACAAAGUUCCUUUGCCCAAACAGUCCUAAAUGGCAUUAAUGUUUUGUGUGGAGUAGGGAUCCUUUCUACUCCUUAUGCUGUGAGACAGGGUGGUUGGGUUGGGCUUUCUGUAUUGUUUUUCUAUGCUCUUCUUUCGUUCUACACCGGGAUUCUUCUGCGUCGCUGUUUAGACAGCCAGCCGGGGCUCCAGACAUAUCCUGAUAUCGGGCACGCCGCGUUUGGUUCAGCUGGACGGGCUGUCAUUUCUGUUACUUUGUGUGUUGAAUUAUAUGUAAGUUGUAUUGAGUAUAUUAUUCUGGAAGCCGAUAACUUGUCGUCUCUAUUUCCAAAUGCACAUUUGAGUUUGGGAGGAUUACAUUUGGAUGCCCACCAUCUGUUUGCACUAAUUGCGACCCUGACUGUUCUUCCCACAACCUGGCUGCGCGACCUCAGUGUUCUCAGCUAUUUAUCAGCUGGAGGAGUUAUUGCAUCUCUAACCGUUGUUGCUUCCUUGUAUUGGGUUGGUUUGGUCAAUCACGUUGGGUUCGAAAGCAAAGAGACCACAUUGAAUCUGUCCACUCUUCCCGUGGCAGUUGGUCUCUAUGGUUAUUGUUACUCGGGUCAUGCUGUGUUUCCCAGCAUAUACACAUCAAUGCAGAAGCGUAACCAAUUCCCUGCAGUCCUCCUAACCAGCUUUGGGAUAGUUACUUUGAUGUAUGGUGGAGUGGCUGUGAUGGGAUAUAAGAUGUUUGGAGAUUGCGCAGAGUCACAGUUCACUCUAAACAUGCCGAAAGAAUUGGUCGCCUCAAAAAUUGCAGUGUGGACAACGGUUGUCAAUCCGCUGACAAAGUAUGCAUUGGUGAUGGCUCCCGUGGCAUUGAGUCUUGAGGAACUGUUACCCUCCUCGGGCAAAGUCAAGUCUCGGGUCUAUUCGAUCCUCAUCAGGACAGCUUUGGUCAUAUCUUCCUUGGUUUUCGGUCUCUUGAUACCUUUCUUUGGUCUCGUGAUGGCGUUUAUCGGAUCAUUCCUCACGAUGCUAGUUAUGCUAAUAUUUCCGUGUGCAUGCUACCUAAGUAUAUUGAGGGGGAAACUAAGCUACAUUCAGGGAGGAGCUUGUGUAUUGGUGAUGGUAGCAGGUGUGGUUUCAUCAUCUUUUGGAACAUAUUCAGCCAUUUCUCAGAUUGCUCAGAAUCUCUCUGGUUAAGCACUCUGGUUUAUCACUGUUAAACUCUGCUUAUGACUUAUGAGCAAAAUAAUAAAUAAUGGACAUGAUGUAUG
Molecule: messenger RNA, 1797 nt
Organism: Cuscuta campestris
Lineage: Eukaryota; Viridiplantae; Streptophyta; Magnoliopsida; Solanales; Convolvulaceae
Source: the annotation of a GenBank genome assembly